CCAGUUAAAUCGAGCCAUAUUGGUCCAUCAUUUAUCACGACAAUAUAGGGAACAGAUUUUAUUGAGAAAUACAGAGCUGGAAAUAUUCAAUGACUGACGCUCAAAAUUUAAAAGAAAAACAUCAUUUCUACCACCAGCCUGUUACUGAUUAUCAGUCAAAGUCCUAAAAGAAUACUUCGAGAGACAAUUUGAAAAAAAUACAAAUGAAAGUUCUAAAAAAAAUGCUCCAAGAGUAGAUGCGAACCUGAUACAAUGUGUAAAAUACUAUGAGUGGAAGACCUCAUAGAACAGUCAUAAAUACAACAAUGACAUGAGUGGAAGACCCAAAAGAACAGUCAUAAAGACAACAGUGACAUCAGUGGAAGUCCUAAAAGAAUAGACACUAAUUCUGAUAAACUCCAGGCUAAUAAUAUGAGUGAAAGUCCUAGAAGAAGAGACCGAGAUACAAAUAAAAAAAAAACAAAGACAGAUAUGCAAAAUAUGAGUGGAAACCCUAAAAUGGUAGACCCAGAGACAAAUACAUAAAAUAAUUUGAGUGCAGAUUAUAAUACAAGACACUCAGAGACAGGUAUACACAAUAAUUUGAGAGAAAAUCCUAAUAGAAGAGACCACGAGGCAAUUAUACCAAAUACUAUGAGUGAAAAUACAACUAUACCAAAUACCUGUACAAAACUCAAUGAUGACAUAUUAAAGAUUGAAAAUGGUGAAACCAUGGAUCUUAACCAAGAAAUAAUUGUGUGUGAUAAGAAUUUUACUAAAUCUAACGAUUUGCCGAUUAAACUGAAGAAAAAUGAUGAAACUGUAACGAAAUAGAUGCACCAGCAACAGAUUCAAAGAUGUUUCAAUGUGAUGUUUGUAGUAAAUCAUUUAAUUUAAAUGGAGAUCUUAAAAGGCAUGUUCAAAUUCAUACCAGGAAAAAACAUUAUAAAUGUGAUGUUUGUAGUAAAUCAUUUGCACUGAAAAGCUAUCUACAAAUUCAUAAAUCUAUUCAUUCCGGAGACAAACCAUUUAUCUGUGGUGUCUGUAACAAAUCUUUUCGAUUAUCCGGAUCUUUGGAGCGACACAUGAGAAUUCAUACGAACGAGCGACCGUUCGUCUGCUCUGUUUGCGGUAAAGCGUUCCACAUUAGUUCUGGAUUACAAAAACACUUUAAGAUUCAUACCGGCGUCAAAGAGUUUGAAUGCGAAAUAUGCAGUAAAGCAUUUUUUUGUAAAGGUCAUCUCCAGCGUCAUGUAAAUAACACUCAUAUUGGUGUGAAACUUUUUAAAUGUCCUACUUGCGGCAAGUCUUUCAGCGAAAGCUGCAACCUCAAAUAUCAUUUAGCUAUUCAUACGGGCGAAAAAUACAAUAAAUGUGAAGAAUGCGGGAAGGCUUUUGUUCACGGCAGCACUCUUCGACGCCAUAUUAGAAUUCAUACAGGUGAGAAAAACUAUAAUUGUGAUGUUUGUGGCAAGUCAUUCAAUACUAAUGGCGGACUCCAAGUGCACGUAAAAAUUCACACGGGCGAAAAACUCUUUAAGUGCGAAUACUGCGGAAAAUCUUUUAAUUCGAAUGGAAAUCUUCAACAGCACAUCCGGAUCCACACGGGAGAAAAACCUUAUAGAUGUGAUGUUUGCGGUAAAUUCUUCACGUCAAAUAGUUCGGUCAAAGUCCACAUGAGAGGUCAUACCGGGGAGAAGAUGUUUCGAUGUGAUGUUUGUAGUAGGACAUUUUAUACUAAUAGCAAUCUUCAACAACAUCUGAGAGUUCAUUCUAAAGAUAAAGGUUAUAAAUGUGAGACUUGUAGCGUAUCGUUCACUUCCAGUAAUUCUUUUAAAGCUCACAUGAAAAUUCACACUACGUUGGUUCGCUAGCGAGAGAAAUGGGGUUUAAUGUCCACUCGACACAAACUAGGUCAUUUUGGGACUAACAUAUGGUUUAAUUUUAUUUCAAUAAUUCGCUUGCAUGUAGGGGUCUUUAACAGUGGAAGGAAACCGGAGGACCCGGAGAAAACCCAUGAGGUUGGACAGGCGACCCUACGUCUUGUCACGUACAACUGGGUAUUCGAAACCACGCCAGUUGACUCAAUGACAGGCCGUAUGAUACAGCAUGCACGUGCUUACCAUUUGGCCAUCCAACCCCCCUGGUUCGCUAGCCUGAAUGUCCUGUGUUUGAUCCAGGUAGAUGCGUAAUGAAGAUUGUCUGUCUUUGCUGUAAUAGUUCAAAAUUAGAUAAUGUAAAAUGAAUAUAUUGAAAAUUACUAUAUUCUGAGCGAAAUUAUCACUGUUGGUAGUUGUCAAGAUGUGUGAAUUGGUUGUUCAUAAUUGUAACAACGGUACUUGUUAUUCAAGAUUUAGCCUCGCUUCUCCAGUUUUUAAUUAAUUCAUUAAAUUGCCACAGCGUUCUAAUCUACUUAAAAUCGGAGCCACCCAAUGGGCCAGAUAGUUGAUUAUGGGCUUGUCAUGCCAAUAAAUGUUUAAAUAAUAAUUUAUAACAUUUGAAUUCAAGAUAAAGACCUGCAAUAGGCAAAUUUAGCUCUUUAACCCAUUAAGUGCGUAGGUCGUUAUAUAACGUCCAGGACAACUGCCACUCACUGUGUGUAGGACGUAAUAUGACGCCUCAGAGGUAUUUUCCCCAACCUAUUCUUAGAACAUAGUACAUAGUUCUUCGUCACAAUUACACAAUAGGGGAUAGUUAACGUUUUAAAAACGUCACGCUUAAUGGGUUAAGUGACUUCUAUAUAAAAUUUACAGCACUCUUUAUAUUAUACAUGAUGCCUCUAUUUUGAUCUGGUUUCAAGCAAUCAAAAUAAAAUUAGAUUUCCCAUUUUGUUCUGACUUGGGUCAUUUUUUUUAGUCUACUCUCUAUGUGUGUCCUCUUUGAAUUCCAAUUUGCCCCCGGGGAGGUUGGAUGGAUGCAUGGGUAUUAGAUGACAAGGCCUGUCAAGUGGCGUGGGUUCGAUUCUCAGCUUGUACUUGACAGGAAAUGACUCUGAACUGGGCUAAUGAAGACGGGCAUACGCCAUACAGUGUGCUAUGAGGGAAAUUUUGCCCGGGCAGCUGCACUAUUGCCUACUCUUAUAUCGAAUUCCAACUGCCAGGGGAUCUUUUAUGUGCAUUCCAAUAUAUACACAAGACCUCGUUUUUUCGUCCCAUCCUAACAACUAGACAGCUGUCCUUGUCCGGCAUCACUGACAAGGGGGAACCACAACGGAAAAUCUGGAUGAACUUUCUCGGCCAAUGCAGGAAUCGAACACCCGACCUCCAGGCUAGCGAGCCAGCGUCUUACUCUUACCCACUUAGCCACAUCAUCCCCGGUCUUGGGUCUUUUGUCCACCCUCGUGGGGAAAUUUAUAAUUCAACCCUAUUUUCAAGUAGAAUUUUGCGAUUAUGCCACGAUCCCACAACCUCCGGUUUGCGUAAAAACAAGUUUCAUAAUGUCGGACCUAUUGAAACGUAAUUUGUUUUAUGUUUUUGAAUCGCGAAAUUCUACUCAAAAAUAGUGGUGAAUUAUUGUAAAUUUAUGUCAGAUGUGGCGAGAAAUAAUUUCUUUUGGCGAAAAAAGAAGAAUAAAAGUGAAAAAAAAGAAGGUAAGGAUUCAAAAAAAAGCCUUAGAACAGAGAUGGGGGUAGAGAGAUA
Patella vulgata (common limpet) is the source of this 3617-nucleotide messenger RNA. Its product is annotated as zinc finger protein 234. The record is from RefSeq and is a predicted model, not a curated record. The coding region runs from base 837 to 1853 and encodes 338 amino acids. Gene Ontology annotation, biological process: regulation of DNA-templated transcription. Lineage: Eukaryota; Metazoa; Mollusca; Gastropoda; Patellidae. Gene Ontology annotation, molecular function: RNA polymerase II cis-regulatory region sequence-specific DNA binding; DNA-binding transcription factor activity, RNA polymerase II-specific. The transcript has 2 exons.